Molecule: messenger RNA, 801 nt
Organism: Temnothorax curvispinosus
Lineage: Eukaryota; Metazoa; Arthropoda; Insecta; Hymenoptera; Formicidae
Exons: 5
Coding region: 358-735 (125 amino acids)
Cellular component (GO): extracellular region
Molecular function (GO): chitin binding
Source: RefSeq, a predicted model, not a curated record
ACGAGACGAUUGCGUAAGAGAAGAAUCUGCUGCACCACAGAAGAACAUCCCUCCUUCCACCGCUCUGGGAUCUUCUCUUUCUCCGUUCGUCUGAUGUGGGAGCCCCAAGAAAGAGAGACUCUCAAGAGUCCCCCCUUUUGUGUCUGGUUGAUGUGUCUAAAGCCAUAUAUAUACCACCACCUCAUGGAGCCAUCCUUUGAGAAAGAUACUUUGGAAGUAGCAUCACCUUACGAACCUGAAGCAAAUCGGAUAAGUGCGGCGGUACACGAAAAACUGAAAAGACAAGGAACACGGAAAGAUAAAUGAUCACCACGCAGCACGACACUGCGGACUAAGGGGAUCAGAUUUUUCAGAAAAAUGAUUUCGAGGUAUCAAGUAAUAAUCUGCGCUCUUUUGCUUUUCGGCGCGGUUUUACUGUAUGAAACAAUGGCGCAAGUGGAUGGUUACACACCUGGCGUAGACUAUCCAAUUUACAAUUCGGUGCCGUUCGGACUUACGUUUACCUGUGGAGGGAAGUUACCUGGAUAUUAUGCCGAUCCCGAGGCCAGAUGUCAGGUGUGGCAUUGGUGCUUGCCAAAUGGACGUCAGUUCAGUUUUCUCUGCCCGAACGGUACAGUUUUUAGUCAAACCACUCGCGUUUGUGACUGGUGGUUUAAGGUCGACUGCGAUGAUUCACCGAGACUUUACGGCAACAACGACGAGCUUUACAGAGAUGUGAAUGGAAAUAAGAUCUAACAAUUCCUAUAUUUUUUAUAUAAAUAGUUGUAUGUACAUUAAUAAACUCUUUUAUAUAUAAGCUUC